CAGAAUGAAUAAAAAAUAUCAGGAUUCUGAAUCAUCAGAACAAGACAAAGAGGAUAGUCUAUCACCAGAAGCAUCUAAAAUUAUGAUGCCUACCCUCAAAAGAAGAGAGGAAAAAACAUCUGUUUCUAUAUCUGAUUUUGGUAUUUCUUCAGUGGCCCCUUCAGAUGAUGAUUUAGGAUUUGAGUCAUACGUAGGCUCUGAUAAUGCAGGUGAAGCAUCUAAAAUUGUGAUGUCUACCCUUAAAAGAAGGGAUAAAGAAAGCGCUGUGUACCCUUAUUCAGAUGAUGAUUUAGGGAUUGAGUCAAACGUCCCAGGAUUUGAUAAUGCAGGAAAUCCACUUAGAAUUGUCCCAGGAAAUCCAGACAGAAAUGAGGCAGAAUGUACAGCAACAGAGAUCGAAGGGAGCUACUACAAUAGACAGUAUUACUUGAAAGAUGAGCAGUUUAAGCGGCAAGUACUGCGAAAUCUGUCCAUUUUAAAUUUUAAACUGGAUCAGUUGGCUGAUGAUAUAGGUAGAUUAGCGCUUAAAGAAAAUACUGUAACAACAAACCUUCCUCCAUCAGUAUUUUCAAAAUUCAAUUUUCCAUUAGCAACUGAGGAAGAACUGCACAAUUUUGAGAGUCACUUGGCAGACAGAGAGAAGUACCAGCAAGUGCAAUUGGAAUUACAGUAG
Harmonia axyridis is the source of this 673-nucleotide messenger RNA. RefSeq lists its product as uncharacterized. The coding region runs from base 5 to 673 and encodes 222 amino acids. NCBI's taxonomy places the organism in Eukaryota, Metazoa, Arthropoda, Insecta, Coleoptera, Coccinellidae. The record is from RefSeq and is a predicted model, not a curated record. The transcript is spliced from 6 exons.